This is a messenger RNA of Porites lobata, 10119 nucleotides long. The record is from the annotation of a GenBank genome assembly. NCBI's taxonomy places the organism in Eukaryota, Metazoa, Cnidaria, Anthozoa, Scleractinia, Poritidae.
AUAGAUGUAGAUGUCUAUUUUUAGUGCGAUAUUUUUAUAGUUUUCGUAAAUAACAUGUUGUUUGGUCACGCUUUAAACAAUGGAGUAGAGAUUCCAAACAUUGGACGUAAGUGUUUCCAUGUCAAUUUUUAUGACUUUUUAUGUAAUAAUUAUUUGAACAUAAAAUAUAAGCCUAAGACUUACCUUUAUUUUGGCACUGCACAUAAGUCAGAUCUAGAAUUCAAACAGACCUUUGAAAAACUCAUCACCGCCAUGCAUCAAUAACCCAAAUGGACUAAUCUGGCCAGCUCAAGCCUGUUCUGACAAUGGUAAUUUCUUGUACUGUUUUUAUGGGUGCUUUAAAUUACUAGUAAUGAGAGAUUUUCUUCAGUUGGAACGUUUCAGAUGAAAUCAGUGGCUGAAGAUGAUGUAAUUUACAGAACAAUCAAUAGCGCACUGCAGUGUGGCUGCAGACUUAUAGGUAAGAGAAGUCAAGUUCACUGCAGACUGUUUGCAAAACUUAAAAUUGUCUUAUAAGGUAGUCAGUGCAUAGGGUAUUACCCCGUGGGAAGGCGGGUAGGUACUGCCAUAUACAGCUAUUUCGAGAAAGGUUGUCGGAAAAAAUGUGCAUGUGACAAUCCCGAAAGGUAAUCAGGUGCGGAUCCACACCGGUUUCCACCGUUUUACGGAAAUCGGUCACAUUUUUCAUAUUAAAUAAUUAUAUUUAUCAAAAUAAAAACACUUUGCAAGUUGAAAUCUGGCCCAUAUCCCAUCUGAAUGACUUGGAAAUCCAGGAAAGGGGACUUAAAGGAGUAAAAAUCCAAAUAAUUUCUUGGGGGAGCCACCCCCCGGACCCCGCUAAAAGCUGGCGCCUUCCGCGCUCAUUUAGGAAAUCGGUCAGUAUUUAUCCUAGAUCCGCGCCUGGUAAUAUGGGAUAUGUUCAAUACACUGUUCCUGACACUGUAGCUGUCGAACCUACUUUUGUUGCUUUCCUUUAGCACUUGCAGACAUAUGUCCAUGACCUCUCCUGCCAUUCUUUCAAAUUUCUUUGAAAAACAGUGCACUCAAAACCACCCACAAUACCUUUUGGGGCUGUUGUGUGCACUUUAUCUGACAACCUUUCUCGAAAUAGCUGUAUAGGCUAUAUACAUACCUGCCAACCCCCGGAGUACAAAAUCUGGAGAUGUCUAGAAAUCUUCAACAAUGUCUGAAUACUCUCCGAAAAUCACCCGAAGGCCUUUCUUAUGUUGCCAACAUCAAUAACAGCGAGUGAAAACCACGCCAACUUUCUACCAAGUAUUGUGCAAUUUGAUUGGUUGAUUUCUGACCAAUUACAAUACUCGUUAAAUAUACAUCAAUUUGAUUGCUCUGUUUUACAUUUUCUAAUCAAGAACAGCUCAAAUAAGAGAACUAAAUUCACUUCUUGUUUCAUUUUCCUUUUUGACAUCUCAAAAAUAACAAAAUUAAUGAAAAAAUUCUGAAAAAGGUCACGGUAGGUAUUUCCCCGGGAGAUUUGGUGCUCUAACUGGGAGACCGGGAGAUCUGAUGAAAAACUUGGAGACUCCUGGGAAAACCGGGAGAGUUGGCAGGUAUGUAUAUAGGUAUAAGCUGCUGUAAAGGGUAUGGUUUAGGUUUAGGUUUACUUGCAACUCAUUAAGCUUUUGUGCUGGACUGUGCUGCUGACCUCAGUACUUUUUGAAAAAUAGCAACUCUAGGAUACGCCAUAGGAAGGUAUUUUGGGAGUUUAGUCUAGUAAAGGACAGCAAAGUUCGGGUGGACUAGGUCGGUUGUAAUCCAGGGGUUCCACGGUCCCAGCAGCUCAUCCCUAUCCAAGAAUUCUUAAGGUACCUCCACCAGGGACAUUUUACAUUAGUGACAUGAUUCUUGAGUACUCAUUAAUCAGGGACUAUGGUCUGUGAGAGCAUUGACAAAGGUUUCAAAUUAUGGCAUAAUGAUGACACAAUGUGUUUUUUCUGUUACUCGCACACAUUUUCCAAGAAAUUUCACCAGAAAUGGACAUAUAGACAACAAUUUCCAUUGUCUAGACUCCUAAUGGCAAUAGAAAUGUGUUGUUUCAGUAAAUAUCCAUACUGCUUACACAGUGGUUUUUUUUUUUUAUCCUGCAGCCUCUUUGAAGUUAUUCCAGUUUAGCUUCAUACUUUCCAUUAAAAAGUUUGGUCCUCAAGACCCCACGUUUGUCUUAAGCACUUAUAGGCACUGAGAUGUUUUAUGCGCAAAGGGAAACAGUGUAACAGAACUUGUCAUACAGUCGACUCCCGGUAACUCGAACCCUCCACAACUCGAACCUCCCGUUAACUCGAAGUAAUUUUCAUUUCCCUUCAGAUCAUUUUCCAUAUAAUUUUACCCUCAAUAACUCGAACUCCCGAUAACUCGAACUUUUUUCUAUUUCCCUUGAAGGUUCGAAUUAUCGGGAGUCGACUGUAUUUCCUUAAGCCUUUCCAUCAACAACAAGAAGCGACAAUAACAAAAUAUUAAUUUCCCGUCAUCAUAUUGUAGUCUCAUGCUUAAUGAGUUAAGGCUUUGAGUCUUGAUUAUUUUUUGCUUGCUGUAAACAGACACAGCUGCUGUUUAUCGGAAUGAAGCAGAUAUUGGACGUGCACUAAAACAGCUUCUACCAAAGUAUGGCCUUUCCAGACAAGAUGUCUUCAUAACAAGUAAACUGUGUAAGUCUUUGGAAUUUCUCUAAUGUGUUAUUAAUAUGACAAGUUUAGGCCUGUAUCUUAAGUUAUUGCCUUUAAUUAGCCAAACAAAAUGGCUUUUUAAAGUCAAACGUUUUGUUAUUUUGCACUGACAUGUCUCUACUAUAGACAGUUUUGUUGGUCCCAACGCUCCUAGAGGUCAUGCAUACAUGUACCUCUAUUAUUUCACAGUCACCUUUUGACACUUUCUCUUCCAAAAGUGGCUAAAGUUAAAACUUGACAAAGUUUCCAGAUUUCUUUUCAAAAUGAUUCCAAAAAAUAUUAAUGUAAUAAAAGAGAGGUGUCCUUUGAACGUCACACAAUAGGAUUUCAUCCACAGACUCAAAAGUUAGAAUGCAAACAAUUGUUGAUUAUAAGUGACAAGAAGUGUUAGCACUGGUUUGGAUUUUGUGAUUUCAAGACUUACCAUAAGUUAUGACAACAGAGUAGAUUAUUUAAUGACAAAUAAUACAACUUUAUUGACUUUAUCUUCAACAUGUAAGAUUUCAGUACCAAAACAAUCAAUAUAUUACUUACAAAUGAAACAAAGUAAAAUAAAAGUUAAGUAAGAAAGAAAGGAACAACAACUAUCUAUUGAAUAUUAACUUAAAAAGAAAAAUUACUUGGCUAUGUACGGCUUCUAUGCUAAUAAACAUGUGUAACUUUUAACCAUAAUGAAUUUGUUUACAUUUAUUUGCAUCUGUGGAUAUAUUUUUUCUUAUCUUUGUGUAUAAGAAAUACCCCGUGCACAGAUCAGGCCCUUUGCCAAGGCUUUUAGUUACUCAAUAUUAUCAAUGAAAGUCUUUUUUAAUACCCACUUCAAAUGACUUUCAUUGAGUAUCCCGACCUUGAGUACAUUUAAGGACUUUAGCAAUCCAAUGACACAAUGACAACGAGAAUGUAAAAAAAAAUGAUAGGCUUAAUAAGCAAAAUAACAACUUUGCAUAUGCAUCACACUUUUUUUACAUUUUUGUUUGCUGCUUUGUCACUACUGUGACAUAAAAAUUUCCAAUUUUGCAUUUUAUUUUUAUGGAGAACAUAAACUACCAACAAUGCAAUUUUAUUUCUCUUUCUGAACUUGGAUGUGGUCCCUUGGAAUUUGACUUCCUAUAAGAGGGUUUGCCUAUAUAUUUGACAAAGGAAGUGGUUAAGAAUAAUCAAAAUAAAGAAUGAAAGAAUGAAAAUUCACUUUUUAACCGAUGUUCUCAUUGCUAUUGCGUCGUUGGAUCUUUUAAAAGUCUCCAUUACCCUUGAAUAAGUUCAGCAUUGAUCUGUGUCUAAACGCUUUAGAAGCAGGCUGUUAUGACUUCAUUGGCAGUCUUCAAAUUAACAUAAUUAUUUGCUUGAACUCUUAAAAUAUUUCAUAUAUAUUAUGGUAUUUUUUUGUUGUUCUUCUCCUCAGCCCCAAGAGACCAUGGAUUUGAUAGUGCAGAGGCAGCUUGUAUGAAGUCUCUAGAAGCUUUAGACUGUGAAUAUCUUGACUUGUAUCUCAUUCACUGGCCUGGUGUACAAAAGCUGAAAAGGGAAGAUCCAAAAAAUUCUGAACUUAGAAAGGGAAGCUGGCUAGCACUAGAGAAGCUUUAUAAAGCAGGUUAUUUAUUUUAAUAGACCCUUCCACAUUUUUUUUCAAUUUUUGAUCUGGACCAGUUAGCGAAAAAUCCAUCAAGACAGGUGAGAAGCUCACUUUAAAAUUAGUAAAGAUGCCAAGUUUGAACAUGAUAUGUUGAAAAUUAGUAACAAAGAUAUAGCUCCACAAAGUCGCCAAAUUCUACAGACAUUUGCCUAUAGUUUGCCUAUAAGUUAAUGUACCCUCUAUACAAACUAUUUUACAUCAUUCUGUACAAUUUUUGCCACUUUGUGAAUUAGCUAUUCAACGUAUCACACUUGAACUUGGUGAGUUACUCUUUCUGGCAGUGUCAAUGGAUAUUUGCUAACUGGUCUUAUUAAAAACUGAAUCAUUGGAUAAUGCAAUUCUAGAGCUCUGAUUGGCUUAGCCAUCAUGGUGUAUGAGCCAUUAUACCAUGAUCUCUAAAUAUGGUGUGAAGUGUACUCGUCUGCUCAAAAUUUAAAAUAAGCUGAAAAUCGGUUGUUUUUCCAAAUAAAGUCAGGAAGAAUUCUUGAUAUUUUGUGGGCUUUUUUAAUAAAACAAUAUUAUUCUGCUCACACUUGUUGGAUAUGAGAUGAUUACUGGCUAUCUACUAUCUCAUAUCCAACACGCACUCGUGGUAGACGGAUCUAUUCUCAACUCAGAAAACGCGCAUGGAUUUCAGACACCCUAAAAAUAAUCCCCCAUCCCCCAGCCCCUCUAAAAAAAGUUGGUCUAUAAAUUAAAAAGUAAGUCUAUGUGAUGAUCUCAUUCUGCAUGGGUCUCCUUCAGGUUUACUCAGAAGUAUCGGUGUAUCAAACUACACAGUUGCCCACUUGGAAGAGAUGUUACAGUAUGCUACUGUUGUUCCUGCUGUACUACAGGUGACGUUAGUUAUAAUGUUUCUUCUCUUUUGUACAGUAGUGUCUGUUUGCUUCUUUGUAUAAUCUGGUGGUAUAGGACUUCAGAAACCCAAGAACAGCUAUUAUUCAAAGAGCAACAUUCAUUCAGGAAGGGGCAAUUUCUUACAUGUUUUACAAAGUCACUGAAACUGAAACUAUUAAUGCAUUACAAAAUAUAAUUGUUGGCAACUUAAAAAAUUUUCAAAGAAUUUUUAAAGGCAACAUUCAGAGAAUCUCUGGGUACGUAUCAUGGUAUGUGUACUUUCUUUACACGUUUGUGUUUUUUGUUUUAAUUUCAGUCUAUUAAAGAAUUAAGCAUGAUAUUGUCUACAUUAACUUCCAAGAAAAAUGCAAUGCCCAGUGCAGUUUUUCUCCUAAUGUUCAAAUUCAUAGUACUGGUAUCCCUGUGCAGCCAGUAAUUUAACAACUCAAGUGUUUUAAACUGUAGGUAGAGUUUCACCCAAGACUUUUCCAGAAAGGGUUGCUUGAGUACUGCCAAAGGAAAGGAAUUUGGCUACAAGCCUAUACUUCAUUAGGCCAAGGAAAGGUAUGUUACAACCAAGAUGAAGUCUUCGAUUCAGUGGGUUUCUAGUAUGGGACUAAUACAUGUAUUUGAGAGAUUCAUUGCAUUUAAUUACUGAAAUCAUGACCUUUUGGCUUUUGGAAGUGUAUGGACACUCACCAAAUGAGCUAGUGCAAGACUUGAAAAAGUCUUAAAUUACAGCAUGUUUAUAGGACAAGCAGCUCUCAAAUUUGCUUGUCUAGGACCAUUGCAUCCUUGUCUAAGUUUUUGAUGUAGUUAGAAGAUGACUUGACUAGACCUUGGCCCUUCAGUCAAGUAAGCAUGAAAAUUGCUUACUUGGCUGAAAGGAAAAUCGGCUUGAGGUGGAUUAACGGAGGACACUGUUUUCAAGCCUUUUUUUUUCAAUAGACACUGAGCUACAAUACUCGUCAAAAAUUUUGAAACACUUGUAUGCAUUUCUCCUUCCCCAAUGUUGAUUUGGGUAUUAUAGUCGUCUCAGUGCUCCAAAAUACGCAUGACUCAACACUGGGGAAGAAGUGGGGCACAUUUGAGUGAGAACAAAGGCGUGGAGAGUGAAUGUAAGAACGUUUCGAGAAAAUUCAGGAAUACCCAACGUCAAUUUUCGGAAAAUUAUCUGUUCGAAAGGCGAUUUGAGAUCUAGAAUUUUCAGAACAUUUGUUGUAAAAUUUCUUGUUUGCCUGCCUCUCCUAGGAUUUUCGAACGUCUCAAAAAUGGUAUAAUUGCCCAUUUUUAACGGAUUUUUACCCUAAAAAGGUCACCUAGAACUUUCGGGAGCCUUUUUUCUGGCUGAAAUUUUCCAAAAAGUAAGUUUUGAUCCCUAUGAUUUUCGGAUCACUAGACUUUCAGCUAGGAAAUCCGAACAGAUGAAAAACUUUUGUUGGAUAGAAAUAUGCCUAUAUCUACCGUUUAAAUACUAAAAUACGUUUAACAAUGUUAUGUUUAAGUGGUUUUGAACUAUAUUCUCGUUGGGUGCCCCUGAACAUGCAAGAGAAACGGUUCCUGUUUCAACGAUUUGUGAUGAGUAUUGUAGGCCUUUACCGGGUUCAUGUCACACAUGUCCAAAAUAGUGCUAGGACCAGCGGUGUCUAGAUGACUUGUAUGAACAACAAUCUCAUCUUACCUACAUGUGGUAACCUUUAAUCUCUAGUGUAGAGUAUUGUAAGCCAUCUUGCACCUCAGUAGUCAUUAGUUAUAGUGAAAACUCUAUCAUUAUGGGUCCCUUGUUGGUGUCCACUUUAUAGGAGGUGUGUACAGACCUGAAGACCCAUUUAUUUUACAGAAAAACAAUUCAAAAGAAAAAUUUGGACUUACUGUUGCUUGUGUCCUGUAAAUGUGAAGUGCUCUGCUUAUUACAAGAUAAACUCUGUUGAGUUUUUUUUUUAUGGGGGGGAGGGGAAGCAGGGCUGGAUAAAAGUCCUGCCCGUUAGUUCGGGACAAGUACUGUAGAUUUUCUUUCAGGGCAAGUAACUGUAAACGGCCACUCGCCCAGUGGGCAAGGGUAUACGCAAGUCAUUCUCUAACAAAAUCAUUAACUAAGAUAAGCAAGAAGUGGCCCCGAACAAGCAAAAUGUGACAGCUGCUUGCCCAAAUGACAAGUAGGAAAUUCCCUUUUUUUUCGAGUACUUGAGGGUUGCUUUUGUUGUUAUUUGUUUUUUAGAGGAAAAUUUGAGGAAGACUUUGCAAAACAACUUUAAUGCAGACAAAAAAGCAAGAUUGCACAAUGAACCAAAGUACUACUGACAAUCUCUUUAGCUCUUAGAUGAGGCACAAGUCAGAAGUAUAGCUACAACAUACAACAAGUCAACAGCUCAAGUGUUACUCAAGUGGGCUCUUCAACAUAAUGUAGGUAGGUAUGAUAAUUAUUAUAGUUAUUAGUGAGUGUGUAAUCAGCAUGCAGCUCUCUUCUGAACUCCUUCCACCAGUUUGAUGUACUUAAAACUGAUAAUGAAUUCGAAGGAACAUCAUGUAAAUAAGCUAGUUAUGAAGUUUUUUUCCUCCUGUAUGAAAAUACGUGAUUCAUUGUUAGUAAUGUAACUGAAUUUUUCUAGAUUAUUAUUAGUGCUGUUUGUUUUAUAUUUUGAUUGUCAUAUGCAUGCUUUUGCACUACCGUAAAGUGAUGCAGUCAUGCAAAUAAAGCAAUUUAUUACUAUUACUAAUAGAGAGUUUUAGAUCCGAGUUUACCGCGAACCUCUAACGACUCUAACCGCUGGAGGUCACAUGAUAAGUCUUUCGCGUCACGUUUGAGGUUUACGACGCGCGUUUUCAACGUGGGGAGGUAGGUUUUCACGUAUGUCAUUUGCCUGAAAGCUUUUAGCGUAUAAUUCUUGUUUUAUCCCACGUAAUGAUACAAAAAUCUUGUGGAGCAAGUCUUUAUCCAUUAACAGAGGCGCAAAUUCGGACGAAAUGGCUAAAUUUGAUAAAUCCUAUUGGAUCUUGAAAACAAGUGCCAUUCAUGGCUGCUGAUUCAAAAUGGCAGCCGUAAAUUUGUAAGAAGAACUACUGUAAGAAUUUACAACUUUUUGCUGCUAGAUAACCCAGUGUUACGGUAAAUUUCUUUUAUUUUCACUAAUUGAUAUUUCUUCUAUUUCUAAAUGGAAAAAUAGACCUAGAGUGGCUUCUUUAAUCCACCACCAAUCUAAAUCGAAUAAUGUUUGACCGUCGAACCGCAAACGGGUAGCCGCAAACCGCGGUUAGAGUUUCGCGGUAAACUCGGAUCUAAAACUCUCUAAUAAGAUGUGGGUGCUAGGCUGAUUGGCGUGUUCCUUAUAUGGUCUCACAAGGGCCAUUUAGGUUGCUUCUUUCACUCUCUCAUCAGGCCAAUAGACCUUUUUACUGAUACGGCGACCAUAUUGAAUUAAUUCGAUUUAAGGAGUAUUAUAGGAUGCCCAGGGGGCAUGAGCACAUUUCGUUUGUAUUUUUGGGCAUCCUAUAAUACUCCUUAAAUCGAAUUAAUUCAAUAUGGCUGCCGUAUCGGUAAAAAGGUCUAUUGUUCAGGUUUUGCAACAGAAAUCCAUGUUUUGGUUAUUUUCCUUCAUAACUUGGUUAUGUGUGAGCCUCAGUAGAGGUUAGUGAACACCUCCACGCCCUGAUAAGGGUGGUGGACCAAUGAAUCUAGUACCUUUUCCACUAGAUCCUAUUGUGACAGAAUGAAUACGAUUACUUUCUGUUGUUCUCAGAAAGUAAUACUUACUGAGGGAUUAAAUUUUCGAGUGCACUUCUGGGUUUAGAGUUCUUUAUUAUAGUUAUAUAUACUUAGGUACUGUCUUUUUCAACAGGGGUGAUUCCAAAGUCUGUCCGACCCCAGCACAUAAAGGACAACUUGAGUGUUAACGACUUUCAACUCUCUGCAAAAGACAUGGCCAUCUUAAAUCACAUGAACACAAACACUCGGUUUUGCUGGGAUCCAACGGCAGUCGCGUGAAAUUGUCUACACGGAAAAUUUUGGCAAAUUUGUUAACGUUGAAUAAACAAGAAAAGAAAUUUGCACGCAAGUAAUGUCCUCUUCCCUUGAUGCUCGUUCCCCGUGCUGUGCGUUAACCAAGUUAUUGGCUGCGUUGCCUGUGCACGCAGGAGUGCCACAACAAGUGAAGCCUGAGAUUUAAUGCAAUGAACUCUGAUUUAGGACGAUGUUUGUUGUUCCUUUUUGAUAAAAUGGCACGCGCUAAAUUAGUCGGAUGAACAAGGGACGUGGUUCACUUCCUCUGAUCAUUUCCAUCUGUUCCUCAAUAGUCCGCAAUACAAACGGCGCUUUCUGGGCGGACCGGGCUCAACGUAGUCCACAGAAAAAAUAUUUCUACUGCCAUAGUUGGCAAAUCCCCUCCUCACACCGAAAUGGUCAAUUCCACGCCCGCAUUUGAACUCUGUUGUGCACAAACAUCCACGUCAUGCAUUCUCUCAACGACAAACCGCUGAAAUUACCAGACAAGCUAAUAAAUAAUAAAAAAAUAUAUUUAUAUAGCGCCUAUACUUUUCAGUGCUAAGUGAGGGUUCUGAAUGGGUAAAAUAAUAAAAAAAAUAAAAGACUGACAUGAUCUUAUGUGUAUACUUAGGUCUACUGGUACAGAAUAUUAUUGCUUUUAUAUCAAAAAGUAAGCACAUUUGAGCAAUUUUGUCAAAUAAUAUAGUCGAAGAUCAUGAAAGGAGAGAAAUCCCAUUCCCAUUUUAGAAAUUGUUAACCCCUUUUCCUAGUGGUUAAAUCCCAGCCCUAGUGUAGUAAAUCCCAUUUUCCCAGAACAUAAAAGGGCAAAUCUUAGUUCCCAUUUUACCCCUUCAGAACCCUCUUCUUUGUUUUCACUGAAUGGCAUGGUUACUCCUCAUCUCGCCAUGUUAUCUCAACGACGUUUCCUAGACAACUCUCUGAGAUCACACAGACUUUCUUUGAGGCCGGACUGACUCACGACACAGCUUUAG